Molecule: messenger RNA, 9288 nt
Organism: Pecten maximus
Lineage: Eukaryota; Metazoa; Mollusca; Bivalvia; Pectinida; Pectinidae
Product: TATA element modulatory factor-like
Cellular component (GO): Golgi apparatus; endoplasmic reticulum
Source: RefSeq, a predicted model, not a curated record
AGUCUCUAUGAUAACACCUUUUCGGCAAUAAGAAUAGUGAUAGCGGAAGGAAACAUUUACCGAUUUGUGACAGUCUACCUGAGACGUCAUCAACAAAGAUGGCGGCGACCAUAGAAGAAACUAUUGACGUCUAAUCUUGGAAUUCUACAUCGGAUUUUGUACAUAUGGCCAUGCUUUGAGGGAGCUUGAUCUUGGUACACCAGAAGAACCAUGAGUUGGUGGAAUGCUAGCAGUUUUUCAGACCUUGCCUCUCAGGCAAUAAAAAAUGCUCAGAAGAAAAUUGACAAAGUUCUGGAUAUUGAUGAGGAAGGAUUACAACAAUCAAAACCAUCUUCUGUUAACAUACCUGCAAAGGAAGAGACUUCUACACCAGAAAAGAAAAAUGAUUUCUGGAAUACGUGGAUGCCUUCCCCUCAGUCUGACAAGGCAGAGGAAGGGACAGAGGAGGAAGGGGCUAGGAGCUCAUGGUCUAUGCCCUGGGGUUCUGUCCAUCAAGAUGUAGAACCCCAGUCAAAAACAAAAAGUCCAACUACUCUUACUUCAUCUGAAAGACAGGAAAAGAGGCAGAAAUCAAAAGAUCCAGUAUCUACCACUGUGCAACACUCCAGUGUUAGUAAAAAAAGUCAUGGUACUAAGACAGAAGGGAAGGCUUCAAAACGAACUACGGAAAAGGCUACGAAAAGUACCUCUGAUGAUAAAAAAGUGGUAGGCAACAUUCCGGUGGUGGAAAGUAAGGAGAAGGUGGAGAACUGGGAUUCUUCUUCAGCUUGGACUAGUGAAUCACUGCUAGCCUGGCAAGGCGAAGGUCGUGAAGUUAGUGCAGACCUAGAACUUGAGGGCACACAACAUGAAUCAUUAAGGCUUGAUUCAAGUUCAAAAUCAUCAAAACAAGAAAAAGAUGAAAGCUUAACAGAUAUUUGUCCUGAUAACUUUAAUAUGAAGGCAAUAAAAAAAGAUGAAGAAAUAGAUUUGCAAAAGGACAAUGUAGAAAAUUUGUUACAAAGAGAUGGUGAUCAUACUAAGAGUAGUGAUAAAGGGUUAGACAGGAAUCUGUCAGAUUCGCUAUUGGACGAUACAAGUGCCGACUGUAAGACUGAGAAGUCCAGUAGUAUUUCUGUAAUUGAGUCUACAGAAGGAGUGAUUUCUCUCAGUGAUGACAGUGAUCAGGAUGGCAAAUGUGGUGUCGGUAAGUCUGAUCAGUCCAGCAGUGUAUUGCUGGUACAGACUGACUCGACGGAUACAUUUCCCACUGGGGGAAAUGAGGACUAUGCAGUGGAUUUAGAUAGUGUUGUGAUUCAACCAAGUGACACUCAAGUUUCAGGGACCACAUCUUCUGUGAUGGACAAUGAGGUGAAGGGAAGUCCAGCAGAUUCAGAAUCUGAACUAGUGAAAUGUGAAAAUGUUGAUGUUGAAAAACAAGAAGCAUCAAGUGAUUUGACCAAUUACAGUAAGGAAGUGAAUGAUUUUGAAACACAAAAAGAAAAAGACUUGGGGGAAUCUACAAGUGAUUCAGGUAGUGUUAUGACAAAAAUGAAUUUGAAGGAAACUUCAGCCGAUACAGACAAUAUUCUGGCCCAGUCCUCCAUUUCUAGUGGGUCAGGUGAAGGUGCAAUGGAAGAGGUGAUUAAAGAUCACGGGAUCACUGAAACAGAUGUCUUAGAGAGUUUGGGGAAGUGUACAAGUCCCUCUACCUGUAGCUCUGUAUGUUCAUCAGACACCAGUAAACUGGACAGUAGUAUGGACACCCACACCUCAGAGGAUACGGUUGUGGAUAAUCGGGGAGAGGAAGAAGCUGUAGGGGAGAUAACUCAUGAGGAACAGAUCAGUACAAGAGAAGUGAAUUCAGAGGGUACUAGUAUAAAGGAAGUGACUGUGCAUGAAACUGCAGCUUCAAGUCAAGCUCAGCGGGAGGAAACUGACAGUCAUGAUUCCACAGAAUUCCAAGAUGAUUCUCAUAAAAUCACAGACAGUAUGUUCAGUGUAUCGUCAAGUAGUUCAUAUGUAAAAUGUAUGAUAGAGGAGGCUAUGGAGGAUAAUGGCAGGAGUGAAGAUAACAAUAGUGACUGUCAUUCCACAGGAGGUGAAAAGUCUGAGUGUUCUAGAAGCACUGGCGGACAUGAAUCAGGGGAUGAUAUUGACACUACAACAUCUUCAGAUAUUGAAAUAAUUUCAACACCUAAUUCUAUAAAUAAUGGAGAUUCCAACAAAAUGGUGGAUCUAUCGCCAUUGAAAAUUGCAUUACAGAAAACAGCUCGACGAGAAAGUCCCACACAUAGACGAACAGACAGUGCAUCAAGUUCCAGUACCCACAGCCGGGAAGGACAAGGGGAACAACUGAGUCCGGGUCGAGACAGCCUUGAGGAUGAAAACCAGUAUGGUGAGAACAGAGAUCUACCACUAGACAAGCAAAAACUGGCACCUGUCCGUGAAGAGAAAGGAGACCCAUAUAUGAAUCCACAGAAAGUUUUAAAAUUACAGACUGUGCCUGAACAUACAGAAGUUCAUCUGAGUCGAGAGAGCUACUGCGAUUCCACAUCUACUAGCAUGGCCUCCGAGAAAAUGGCAGAAAUGGCAGAAGUUAUCCAGGUUAGAGAGAGUAAGCUUAUACAGCUGAGUAAAGAUAACAACGACCUAAUGGAGGCCAACAGUAUAUUACGCAACCAGUUACAGCAGCUGGAAGAAUCUCGGGAACUUGAGUUGGAGGAUGUGAGCAAGGUCUCAUCAGAGUUUGCCAACAGGAUCGCGGAGUCCGAGAAAAAACUUAACAGCGUCAUACGGGAAAGAGAUACAGCAAGAAAAGACCUUCAGAAAUCUCAUGAUGAAUUUGCUAAAAGAAUAAGAGGAUAUGACUUAGAAAUAGAAGAAAAAGGUCAACAAAUAGCAGAACUAUUGCAAGAAGGUGAGAAGUUAUCUAAGCAGCAGCUACAGAGCAACAACAUUGUAAAGAAGCUGAGGGUGAAGGAGAAGGAAAAUGACAGCCUGUUAACCAGCCAAAAAAAUCAAUUGGAAAAUCAAAAGACAGAACUGGACCAUCUCAGAGCUGUUUGUGAAUCUAAGGAUGCAAUGGAGAAGAAGCAGACAGAGGGUAUCAAUCAGCUGAAUUCUGCAGUACAGAAACAGGAGAGGGAAAUAUCUAAACUAAAGAGUGAGCUGACAGAUGCUCAAGAAAGAGUAAGGGGUCUACAGGCAGCUCUGGACAACUCCUACAAAGAGAUUGCAGAGCUACACAAAUCCAAGGCUGCCCAGGACAGUAAGGUUCAGGAGACAGCCCUGAGCCUAGAGAUGUCUGUCCGGGAAGAACUCAAGGCUACCCUGACCAAAGAACAAUUCAGUUUCAAACAGGAGAGAGAGGCCCUUAUUAUUCAGAUAGAGGAUCUGCGAAUGAGUAUGUCACGAAUGGAGAAAGAACACCACCGGAGAGAGGACAUGUUGAGACAGGAAAUAUCUGACCUACAAAUGCAUUUACAAGAAGACGAAGCAAGGAAUCAGGAUGUGACACAGACAGUAACAACAGCCACUCGUCCUCUACUGAGACAGAUAGAGAAUCUCCAAACUACAUAUGCUGCCCAGUCUUCAUCAUGGGAGAAACUGGAGAAAACUCUCACCGACAGAAUAGUGGACAUUCAGACUCACCUGUCCAUUGCCGUUGAAAAGGAGCGGUCAGCAAGUGAAAAUGUGAUUGACCUCACGUCCAAUGUUACCGCCCUUGAGUCCCAGAACUGUCGUCUACGUCAAGAGAAGUCACAACAUGUAGCUCAACUGGAGAUGCUGAAGACACGUGUUGAGGUAUUGGAGGAUGCGAAAAACAGGUCAGUUCCAAAUCCUGAGCGAGAAAUCCAGAGGCCACAAUCGCGCGGAUCAUUGUCAGCAUCUCCCCAGAAUGUCCAGAGAAUGGACAGCAUAUCCAGCUUCAGUGAACCAUCUGCCCUCAACACAUCGUUCACUCAGGAUGACCUUGACAGGAACUUCCUGUUGUCUCCUGGGAGUAGUGGACUAGGAAGCUUGUCAAAGUCCAGUCUAUAUGAAAACAUCAGGCAAAGUGGUGCUGCCAAUCUUCUGGAGAAUUUACAGUCACAGCUGAAACUCCGGGAAGGCGAGAUUGUACAGUUACAGAGUGACAUUCAGCAGUUAGAGAGAACCAGGGAAUCCAUGGCUAGAGAGCUUGUCAAUCUGACCAAUCAGAAUGAAGAUCUUAAGGUCAAGGUUCAGUUAUUACCAGAGAUUCAGAACCAGAUGCAGGAAUUAAACCAGAGGUACAAUGCCAUGCUACAAAUGUACGGGGAGAAAGUAGAGGAAGCAGAGGAGCUAAAGAUGGAUCUCCAUGAUGUCAAAGAGAUGUACAAAACUCAGAUUGAUCAUUUACUUACAAAGUGAGCAGUUCAGAAAAAGGUGCUAAGUGCAAUAAUAUUGAGAUGGAACAAUCAGCAGGAUCUCUAGACCUACAUAUCUUCUGUAAAGUAGCAUGCCCGAAUUCAACAUGGACAGACAUGCAUGCUAUGAUUUAACAUUUUCAAAAUGACCAUUUCACUUGUGAGUGAUUGCUUGGAUGACAGUUAUACUAGAUUUUGUGAAAUGCAAAUCUAAAUCCCAGUCAUUGUGUAGUAUGAAAAAUGAGAAAAUCCAACAUGAGACUUAAAGUCUUAGAUAUUAAGAUUUUUACCAAUUGACAUGGUUUGAAUAACUGGUGAUAUGUCUAGUGCCAAUAUGUAUGUUUAGGUUUGUUAUUGUGUCUAUUGUUUGUGAUUAUUUAUGGUGUUACAUGCUUCAGGAUUACUGUAAGGUUAUUACCUAGUUGUUAAUGUUUUCUGUUUUUAUGUCCAGACUUAAUUAAUGCAUGUACUCAUUUGCAUCAAACCAUUAAUGAUUUUACAAUUAUCCAUGCCUUCCAGCAAAUGAAUUGUUUAAUACUUAUACCAUUUUUCUCAUGCAUUAAGUACAUUGUAUAUCUCAAGAUAAAUCCCAUUUAUUUGAAUAUUUAAUUUCUAUAUUGUUAAUGGUAGUUAUGGUGAUUUAUAGAAAUGUAGAUGUUACAGUUACUACAUAUUCUCAAAAAUUGAAGAAAGAAACUGUAGAUGUAUAUAUUUUAGGGAAAAUCUUAUUUCACACUGUUUGAGUUGAAAGUAUCACAAUAAAUUAUUUCUAUAGCAAAUAAUGUGGGUAUACCAAUUGAUAGUUACACUCAUCUGCUUAAAAUGUGAUAGCAUGCUAUUAAAAUGGGGAUCAUGCAAAAAUAAGUACAACUGUACAUAAUAGUACAAUAUAUAGCGGAAUGGAUUGGGAGACGGAAUCGCAUACACACAUAUAAUUCUCCCUGCAUCUAAUUUAUAUAUAUAUACAUACUUACCAGUGGAUUAUAAGUUUUUAUGUUGGUAAUUUAUGUAAUGCAAUACACCCUAGUUAUCCAGGUUACUAAUAUCUAUUAAAUAAAGGUUUAUCCUACUUUGGGCUUUCAACUUAGAACUAUAUAGUGUAUGAUUUGUAAGUGGAUAUGUUACUGUAUAUAUAGUGUAGCUACUACAUCACAACCGCUGGAUCCACUGUAUACCAGUGUCUGUAUCACUAGAAAUGUUGACUACUCCACUGUAUACCCGUGUCUGUACCACUAGAAAUGUUUACUACACUGUAUACCCGUGUCUGUACCACUAGAAAUGUUGACUACUACACUGUAUACCAGUGUCUGUAUCAGUAGAAAUGUUGACUACUACACUGUAUACCCGUGUCUGUACCACUAGAAAUGUUGACUACUCCACUGUAUACCAGUGUCUGUACCACUAGAAAUGUUGACUACUCCACUGUAUACCCAUGUCUGUACCACUAGAAAUGUUGACUACUCCACUGUAUACCAGUGUCUGUACCACUAGAAAUGUUGACUACUCCACUGUAUACCUGUGUCUGUAUCACUAGAAAUGUUGACUACUCCACUGUAUACCAGGGUCUGUAUCACUAGAAAUGUUGACUACUCCACUGUAUACCCGUGUCUGUACCACUAGAAAUGUUGACUACUCCACUGUAUACCAGUGUCUGUACCACUAGAAAUGUUGACUACUACACUGUAUACCAGGGUCUGUACCACUAGAAAUGUUGACUACUCCACUGGAUCCACUGUAUACCUGUGUCUGUACCACUAGAAAUGUUGACUACUCCACUGUAUACCAGGGUCUGUACCACUAGAAAUGUUGACUACUCCGCUGGAUCCACUGUAUACCCGUGUCUGUACCACUAGAAAUGUUGACUACUCCACUGUAUACCAGUGUCUGUACCACUAGAAAUGUUGACUACUCCACUGUAUACCCGUGUCUGUACCACUAGAAAUGUUGACUACUCCACUGUAUACCCGUGUCUGUAUCAGUAGAAAUGUUGACUACUCCACUGUAUACCCGUGUCUGUACCACUAGAAAUGUUGACUACUCCACUGUAUACCCGUGUCUGUAUCAGUAGAAAUGUUGACUACUCCACUGUAUACCAGUGUCUGUACCACUAGAAAUGUUGACUACUCCACUGUAUACCCGUGUCUGUAUCAGUAGAAAUGUUGACUACUCCACUGUAUACCCGUGUCUGUACCACUAGAAAUGUUGACUACUCCACUGUAUACCCGUGUCUGUACCACUAGAAAUGUUGACUACUCCACUGUAUACCCGUGUCUGUAUCAGUAGAAAUGUUGACUACUCCACUGUAUACCAGUGUCUGUACCACUAGAAAUGUUGACUACUACACUGUAUACCAGGGUCUGUACCACUAGAAAUGUUGACUACUCCACUGGAUCCACUGUAUACCUGUGUCUGUACCACUAGAAAUGUUGACUACUCCACUGUAUACCAGGGUCUGUACCACUAGAAAUGUUGACUACUCCGCUGGAUCCACUGUAUACCUGUGUCUGUACCACUAAAAUUGUUGACUACUCCACUGUAUACCUGUGUCUGUACCACUAGAAAUGUUGACUACUCCGCUGGAUCCACUGUAUACCCGUGUCUGUAUCACUAGAAAUGUUGACUACUCCACUGUAUACCAGUGUCUGUACCACUAGAAAUGUUGACUACUCCGCUGUAUACCUGUGUCUGUACCACUAGAAAUGUUGACUACUCCACUGUAUACCAGUGUCUGUAUCACUAGAAAUGUUGACUACUCCACUGUAUACCUGUGUCUGUACCAGUAGAAAUGUUGACUACUCCACUGUAUACCAGUGUCUGUACCACUAGAAAUGUUGACUACUCCACUGUAUACCAGUGUCUGUACCACUAGAAAUGUUGACUACUCCACUGGAUCCACUGUAUACCAGUGUCUGUACCACUAGAAAUGUUGACUACUCCACUGUAUACCCGUGUCUGUAUCACUAGAAAUGUUGACUACUCCACUGUAUACCUGUGUCUGUACCAGUAGAAAUGUUGACUACUCCACUGGAUCCACUGUAUACCAGUGUCUGUACCACUAGAAAUGUUGACUACUACACUGUAUACCCGUGUCUGUACCACUAGAAAUGUUGACUACUCCACUGUAUACCCGUGUCUGUACCACUAGAAAUGUUGACUACUCCACUGUAUACCCGUGUCUGUACCACUAGAAAUGUUGACUACUCCACUGUAUACCAGUGUCUGUAUCACUAGAAAUGUUGACUACUCCACUGUAUACCUGUGUCUGUACCAGUAGAAAUGUUGACUACUCCACUGUAUACCAGUGUCUGUACCACUAGAAAUGUUGACUACUCCACUGUAUACCAGUGUCUGUACCACUAGAAAUGUUGACUACUCCACUGGAUCCACUGUAUACCAGUGUCUGUACCACUAGAAAUGUUGACUACUACACUGUAUACCCGUGUCUGUACCACUAGAAAUGUUGACUACUCCACUGUAUACCCGUGUCUGUACCACUAGAAAUGUUGACUACUCCACUGUAUACCCGUGUCUGUCACCACUAGAAAUGUUGACUACUCCACUGUAUACCCGUGUCUGUACCACUAGAAAUGUUGACUACUACACUGUAUACCCGUGUCUGUACCACUAGAAAUGUUGACUACUACACUGUAUACCCGUGUCUGUACCACUAGAAAUGUUGACUACUACACUGUAUACCCGUGUCUGUACCACUAGAAAUGUUGACUACUCCACUGUAUACCCGUGUCUGUAUCACUAGAAAUGUUGACUACUCCACUGUAUACCCGUGUCUGUACCACUAGAAAUGUUGACUACUCCACUGUAUACCAGUGUCUGUACCACUAGAAAUGUUGACUACUCCACUGUAUACCCGUGUCUGUACCACUAGAAAUGUUGACUACUACACUGUAUACCCGUGUCUGUACCACUAGAAAUGUUUACUUCACUGUAUACCCGUGUCUGUACCACUAGAAAUGUUGACUACUCCACUGUAUACCAGUGUCUGUAUCAGUAGAAAUGUUGACUACUCCACUGUAUACCAGUGUCUGUACCACUAGAAAUGUUGACUACUCCACUGUAUACCAGUGUCUGUACCACUAGAAAUGUUGACUACUCCACUGUAUACCAGUGUCUGUAUCAAUAGAAAUGUUGACUACUCCACUGUAUACCAGUGUCUGUACCACUAGAAAUGUUGACUACUCCACUGUAUACCAGUGUCUGUACCACUAGAAAUGUUGACUACUCCACUGUAUACCAGUGUCUGUUCCACUAGAAAUGUUGACUACUCCACUGUAUACCAGUGUCUGUACCACUAGAAAUGUUGACUACCGAGGGAAUUUGUUUCGAGAUCUUUUAUUGUACUGGACUUAUGUAGGAUAGUUAAUGUACAUUCCAAAAACAAUGGAAACCCAUUGUGUGUAGCUAUAGUGUUACUGUGAUAAAUAUUUCCCAUGGACUGUGUGCUUGUAAAAUUUUGAAAAUUUUGUAUGAAAUUCAAAUUGAAUAGACAGAAUUUUAAAAAUUCUGAUCUGAAUAUAAAGUCUUUAAGGAGAGAUUCUUGUAUCGUGUUCUGGAAUUGUUCUAUAUAUUGAUCAGAUUUGUUUUCAAGAUUCCUCAAUUUUAUUAUUUUCCAUGUACAGUGAUGAGAGAAAGCCUUAUUCCUGAAAAAGGAACAAAAUCAUAGCAAACAAAUAGAGAUGGGAAGUAUGUUGUACUUUACUUAAUCAUGGUGUCAUGUAUUCUGGGUCACUGAUGACCGAGACACAAUUUUACUAUUUAUUUUAUAGGUACAUAAUGUAUAUGAUGCUGUCUGUUUUUAAGAUGAGUAUGAAUGUGAAAAGGUUUCAAAUGUGCACAAAUAAGUGGUUGUCUGGAUGUCAUUUCACAUUAAAAUGUGGGAAAUAAAUGAAUAUGGAACCAU